Messenger RNA from Pecten maximus, 864 nucleotides. RefSeq lists its product as uncharacterized. NCBI's taxonomy places the organism in Eukaryota, Metazoa, Mollusca, Bivalvia, Pectinida, Pectinidae. Gene Ontology annotation, molecular function: monocarboxylic acid transmembrane transporter activity. Gene Ontology annotation, biological process: monocarboxylic acid transport. The record is from RefSeq and is a predicted model, not a curated record. Bases 93 to 836 code for a protein of 247 amino acids. The transcript has a single exon.
GAUUUAUAUACUUCUCGGGAGAAUAUUUCGACAAGAGAAAAGGCCUAGCUAAUGCUAUAUUCUUAUCCGCAAACGCCCUUGGUGGCAUCAUCAUGCCACCGUUAUACCGGUAUAUUUUUGACGAAUAUGGACUGCGUGGAGGACUUCUAAUCACUGCCGGUAUCACCUUCAAUUCUCUAGUUGCUGCAGCGCUGCUUCGUCCAUCAGAAUUCUAUACUAAGCAUAGUUCAAAGAAAAGCAAUAUGGACGAAGAUAUUUCGGUAAUGAAAAGUAAUCCUAACGAAACCGAAAAUCAGCCAAGCGAAUGUGAGCCAGAUCCUUUAUGUCCCCUACUUUCGACACCAACAGAAAAACAGUCUACAUCGUCACUGAAUAGGCAAACAGACGACAUUAAUGAUGUCUUUGAUAGAAUAUCUAAUUCCAAUGUCGUUCGAUACACGAGUAAUGGAGAUAUAUUGUCUGCCUCCUUGACUAGUCUGGGAGAAGAGAUGGAUCAUCAUGUGGUCGAAGUGGACAAGGAAAAUUGUGAUGGAAGGUGCUUGAUUAAAUGCAGACAAAACAUAGAUUGUUAUUUGAUGAGAAAUAUUCUUUAUCUUCUAUUUUUGGCCAUUUAUUGUUUUGGUAAUGUUGCUAUCAUGUGUGCACACAUCUAUGUCCCGAAAUAUGCUGAAGAUAUUGGUAUUGAUGACCAGCGUAUUUCUGUCAUCGUCUCGAUAACUUGUAUGUCAGACUUUGUCGGGCGAAUUGUAGCUGGAUUUCUGGCAGAUCAGCCCUGGAUCAGUCCACAUCAGAUUGUUAUCCUUUCGCAGGUGAGUGAUCUGUACAGGGGAUAUUGACAUUUAAUUGAGCCUUUUUAAAGUGUGA